AUGUCAUACUCCUCGAUGGCAGUGCGAUUUUUUACUGCGCCCAAACCACUCGGUGCCACUAUGGAAGACAGUAAACAGUCUGGUGUCGAAUCUCAAGGCCAGACGGUCAUGAGACCGAAUGUGCCUACUAAGCAACCAUCUUCCGAUGUUGCCGCUCCUCAUACUCCACUGAAGCAGGGCUUGACUUUUGCAAAUCAGGAUUCGCUACCAAAGUUGCCUAUUCCUGACCUGGAGGAUUCCUGUCGCCGUCAUCUGGACGCACUGCAGGCCUUGCAAGGUCCCCGUGAACAUGAAGAUACCAAGGCCGCUGUUCGUGACUUUUUGAAGAACGACGGUCCGCUUCUACAAGAACGACUGAAGACUUACGCUGGUUCUAAAACCAGCUACAUCGAACAAUUUUCGGUCGUUUUGAACCUCAACCCAUUCUUCCUCUUGGAAGAUGACCCAACACCUGCGAGAAAUCACCAGGUGACUCGAGCUGCCUCACUGGCUAUUUCAGCGUUGGCUUUCGUUCGGGCUGUGCGUCGUGAAGAGCUCCCCCCGGAUACUGUGCGCGGAACACCCUUGUGCAUGUACCAGUACUCAAGACUCUUUGGAACCGCACGUCUACCAACUGAGAAUGGCUGUGUUAUUAGCCAAGACCCAUCAGCCAAGCAUAUGGUGGUUAUGUGUCGGGGCCAAUUUUAUUGGUUCGAUGUCCUUGAUGACAACAGCGAUCUCAUCAUGAGUGAGAAGGAUAUCUCUCUUAACUUGCAGGUUAUCAUUGAAGAUGCUGCACAAACCCCUAUUCACCACGCGGCCAAGGGGGCUCUGGGUGUUCUCAGUACAGAGAACCGGAAAGUUUGGUCGGGACUACGGGAUAUCAUGACCAAAGACGCAAGGUCCAACAACGCCGAGUGUUUGAACAUUGUUGAUACUGCACUGUACGUCCUGUGCUUGGAUGACACAGAACCCUCUACGACGGCAGAGCUCUGCGCAAACAUGCUUUGCGGCACGAGUGAAGUCAUCAAGGGUGUGCAGGUUGGAACUUGUACCAAUCGUUGGUACGACAAGUUGCAAAUAAUUGUCUGCAAAAACGGCAGUGCGGGUAUCAACUUUGAGCACACCGGCGUGGACGGACACACGGUGCUUCGUUUCGCCAGUGACGUAUACACUGACACUAUCCUCCGCUUUGCGAAGACCAUCAAUGGUCAGGCCCCAAGCCUGUGGGCAACCAGCAGUCCCGACCCAGCCAAGCGUGACCCAAGCAGCUUCGGUAACGUGAGCACAACACCUCGCAAACUUGAAUGGGACAUGACACCUGAGCUCAACAUCGCUCUCCGCUUCGCUGAAUCUCAUCUAUCCGAUCUCCUCUACCAGCACGAAUUCCAGGUUCUUGACUUUGAAGGCUUCGGGAAGAACUUCAUCACUUCAAUGGGCUUUUCGCCCGAUGCUUUCGUGCAAAUGGCCUUCCAGGCCGCUUACUACGGUCUUUAUGGACGAUUAGAGAACACUUAUGAGCCAGCGAUGACAAAAAUGUACCUUCACGGCCGCACCGAAGCUGUAAGAACUGUGACACAAGAAUGCAUGGACUUUGUCACGGCAUUCUGGGGCGAGAACGCUGCCGAGCAAAAGGUCGACGCUCUUCGUACCGCAACCCAAAAGCACACAGCCGCUACAAAAGACUGCUCAAAGGGUCAAGGUCAAGACCGCCACCUUUAUGCUCUUUACUGUCUCUGGCAGCGCUCCUUCGACGAUGGCUUCGAACCCAGUUCUGGCGAUAACUCAGAAACCCACAGCCACCUCGACUCACCGACACUCUCCCCCUCGGAAGACAGUCUGUCCUCGCCAGGUAGCUCACGUGCUUAUCGUACCACGGCUCCAACACCUGCAAUCUUCGCCGACGCAGGCUGGGACAAGAUUAACAACACUGUUCUUUCAACCUCGAACUGCGGAAACCCCUGUCUUCGCCACUUCGGUUUCGGUCCCACCUCUGCCGACGGCUUCGGUAUCGGAUACAUUAUCAAAGAUGACUCGAUUUCUUUCUGCGCUUCAUCGAAGCAUAGACAGACUGGUCGUCUUAUGCAUACCCUUGAGCAAUACCUUUUCGAAAUCCGGAAGCUGUUGCGUGCUACAAAUCGCAAGGCGAUGAGUCCACGAACUAGCCGUGCCCGUGAGACAGAAUCUAUGGCGGAGAAUCUACAAUCCGAGACCAAUCGUCGGGGGCGUAUUGUUCGUGGUGGUAGUAGUAUGGGUGGUGCUGAUACACCAACUUCUGCUGCGGAGAGUUCUUAUAUUGAGGAUGAUGGCAUGGGCGGAUAUGGUUUCUUCGAUGCCGGGAUGCUACUGCAUGCCCUGAAGGGUCUUGGUGCGGAUCGUGAGUCGCGUGAGAAGCCUCCAAAGAGAAGGUUUGUGGGAAAGAAGCUUCAUCUCAAUGAAUAUUGA
This is a messenger RNA of Penicillium salamii, 2424 nucleotides long. Lineage: Eukaryota; Fungi; Ascomycota; Eurotiomycetes; Eurotiales; Aspergillaceae. The record is from the annotation of a GenBank genome assembly.